Molecule: messenger RNA, 1916 nt
Organism: Thamnophis elegans (Western terrestrial garter snake)
Lineage: Eukaryota; Metazoa; Chordata; Lepidosauria; Squamata; Natricidae
Gene: PGAP2
Product: post-GPI attachment to proteins 2
Exons: 5
Coding region: 137-907 (256 amino acids)
Biological process (GO): GPI anchor biosynthetic process
Cellular component (GO): Golgi membrane; endoplasmic reticulum membrane
Source: RefSeq, a predicted model, not a curated record
CAGCCGGGAGCAGGAGGCGGGGCCGGAAGCGGCCGUCGGAGGAGGCGGCGCCUGCGAACUACGCUUCCCGGCAUCCCCGGGCGGUGCAGCGGCGGUCGAGGCUGCCGGGAUCCGUAGUGCGGAGGAGGCGAGCGGGAUGUUGCCGGUGGCGCUGCCGUUGGAGCGCGAGCGGGACGGGGCGCUGCUGCGGCUGCGCUUCACCUGGCUGGCGGCCGGGACGGUGGGCUGCCCGCUGGGCGGCUUCCUCUUCUGCCUGGCCUGGUCGCUGCUCUUCCACUUCCAGGAGGCCACCGCCACCCACUGCGGGGUGCCGAACUACCUGCCGUCUCUGAGCGCCGCCAUCGGAGCCGCCACCCCCGAGCGCUACGUCUGGCGCCUCUGCAUCGGCCUCCACUCGGCGCCGCGGCUGCUGGUGGCCUCGGCCUACUGGCGCCACUACCGCGGCUGCCCCUGCCUUCACCCGCGAUACCCGCGCCUCUGCCACGCCGUCCUGGCCCUGUCGCUGGCCGAGAACCUGGGCCUCCUCCUGCUCACCUACGUCUCCUCCGCCGAGAACCACGGUUUUCACCAACACGCCUUCGGCCUCUUCAUUGUGUCGGCCCUGGGACACAUGUUCCUGACCUGCCUCCUCUGGCGGCUAACCAAGAAGUAUGCCAUCAGUCCGGAGGAGCGCAAGUCCUACAAGUGGAAGUGGAGGCUCUCCCUCUUCAACCUGCUGACCUUCCUGAUGGCCGUCUGCUGCUACUCCCGCCACAACCUCUACUGUGAGGCUGGAGUGUACACGAUGUUCGCCUUCCUGGAGUACCUGGUGGUGCUGUCCAACAUGGCCUUCCACAUGACCGCCUGGUGGGACUUUGGCAGCAAAGAGCUGGUGGUCAGCCCCCAGCUGGAGGACAAGCGCUUCUAGCCGGGACUGGCCGGCCAGCUGGUGGAGGAACCUCUCCAUGGGGGGGGGGAGGGGGGCAAUGCCGCUGCUUUGGGAAGGGGAAGAGGGAGCCCCCCCCAGGAAAUGACUCUCCCAGCCCCCCCCCCUGCUGCUCUCCAAAGGACAUUGGGAGCCACUGCCUACUGGGGGGGGGGGAUUUAUGCUCCAGGGUGGAGGGGGCAGGGCCCCCUCCCGUUCCAUGGGAAAGGCUCCCUCCUGGGGGAGUGGCGCCUGGCCCCCUUCGGCCGUCAGUUUCCCCCAUUGGGGUUUUUGCUGUCCCUAAGGAAGGUGACAGCAGGGUUGGGUCCUGGGGGUGGAGCAGAUGGGCAGGAGGGGUUGAGGUCCUUGAGGCUCUCCCCUCCCCUCGGGUUUUAGCUUUUGUGUUGAUAUCCCCAGGCAGGGGGGAGGGGAGGGGGGGCUGCUGUGAUGUGAUGGUGCUAACCUCCCUGCUUCGGCUCCCUUCCCUUCCAGAGACGGGGGGGGGGGGGGGCUGGGGAAAGGGUCGAAGGGCGUCUUGUGUGGCUCCUCCCGUCAAAGGUGCAGAUGUGGAGGAGAACCAGGCUGCUGUGCGGUGGCUGCUGCGUGGCCGGAACGGGCUUGCACCACGACCAAAGGAAGGGGCUCUGCUAAACGGUUGGGCCCGGGGGAGGCCGGACAAGGCCCGGGGCUUCCUCUGGAGCCGGGAUGGGGGUGGGAUGGGGGGGGGGAGAGAGAGAGAGAUGGAUUCGCUCCCCUCCAAGUCCCUUCCCCCUAUCCCCCCCCCCCAGGAGAAGGGAGGCUGAGCGGAGGGGAGGCUCCUCCGCUGGCCCCGACCCCAAAUGCGUCCUCUGAAGGUCAAGGCCUUCGGACAGGGGCCCCCCUGACCCCCCCCCCCGAAGCGGUUCCAUCCCCUCUGCCUCCCGUCUCCGUGCAGAAACAUUUGACUUCACAGAUCAUGUGUUUUCAUCUACUUUUUACUCUCCCCACAAAAUAAAGGAGUAUUUUUUUAAAA